Besnoitia besnoiti is the source of this 2694-nucleotide messenger RNA. Its product is annotated as kelch repeat-containing protein. The record is from RefSeq and is a predicted model, not a curated record. The transcript has 9 exons. The coding region runs from base 1 to 2694 and encodes 897 amino acids. Lineage: Eukaryota; Apicomplexa; Conoidasida; Eucoccidiorida; Sarcocystidae. Gene Ontology annotation, molecular function: protein binding.
AUGGACGCUCUGAUGCCGCCGGCUGAAUCCCCGGACCCGGGGCUGCCCGCCACGCACAAGCGGGAAGACGGCGCAGAUGUUGCAGGAGACGCGUCGCCUUCCGAGUCUUACGAACACGGUAGCGAACGGGAGAGUUCCGCGGCUGAAUCUUCAGCUAUGUCUGCAGGCAACUCGAGUGGCUCUUCCGCCGCGUCUGCCCUGAACUCUGCCGCAGAUGGCAAAAGCGGUCCGGCUUCUUGCCGCGAACCCGAGGGCGCCGCUGCUGCCCCGAAACAGUACGACCAGAAGGAAAAGGGAGUGCAUGAUGAGACAGAGGGAGAUGAACCGUGGCUAGUUCUAUCGGGAGGAAACGAGGAGCGACGACCGCUCGAUAUAGUCAAUAAGUUGGUCAUGGCUCCUUCCGGCUUGCUGGGUGUACCUACACCGGAGGGACGGGAGGGGGAGCAAGGGACAGGUGGAGCAGCUUCUUCAAAGCUCCAGGCGCCACAGAAUGGGCCGCUUGUAGUAGCUGAAACGGAGAUGCCGAAACUGCAAAUUCCGCGCUACGGCCACGUCGCAUGUGUCACCUCGGGACGCGACGUCCUCGUGGUCGGCGGCCGCGACGGCCAGGCGAUCCUGAACUCAGUGGAGCGGCUCGAUGAAGGCGAAGGCAGAUGGGUUUCGCUGCCCGCUCUCCACUUUGCUCGCGCGCACCACGCGGGCUGCGCGAUCUCCGGCGGCCGCGCCGUGGUGCUGGGCGGCGAGAACGACAAAGGCGUGUUGAAGUCCGUCGAGUUGUAUCACCCCGUGAAGAGGAACUGGAUCAACCUCGCGCCCAUGCAGCACCAGCGUCACUCGUUCGGCGCGGUCGCUGUAGGCCCGAGUAUCUUUGCGAUUGGCGGCCGAGACGCCGCUGGCGAGCACGGCCGCGUUUUGAAAACCGUCGAGGGCCUCACGCUGCCGCCGAUGCCUUCUCCCACGAGCGUCGGAAGCUCCAGCGCACCAACGUCAUCGCCCGUCUCGCCCGUCGGGCUGCGAAGCGACGCGACGACCCACGCAGCCGCCAGUGGACAUACGCCGCAGAAGGGAAGCGCGGAGCCGGCGGGCUCGGCGCUGAGUGCGCAGCAGACGUCGCGGCUGGGUUCCUCCGGCGAAGAAGGCGGGGGCGGCGGGCUGGGCGGAGUUGCUGGCGCUGCGGAAGGGUGGAAGACCUUGCCCGCCAUGCGGCAGGGCCGCGCGAGCUUUGGCGUCGCGCAGUACAGAGGCAUGAUUUUUUGCGCAGGAGGCACCAACGGCGUCAAGCCUCUCUCGUCCGUGGAAAUGUUCAACAGCCUCACGAACGAGUGGACUGACCUCCCGAGCCUAAACGAAGCGCGCAUCGGCGCGACGUGCUUCAUCUGGCUCCAGGGCUCCAGGCGUCGGCCGCACUUGUGUGUCGCGGGCGGGCGGCAGAGCAGUUUGCAUCCGGUCUUCCAGUCUGCGGAGAUCCUCGAUCUGGAGCCCUUCCUCCCCUCUUCGCUCUCCACGGCGCAGGCAAAGGAAGCGUACCAGCAGCACACUGAAGAGAGCACCGGAGGGAGCGGCAGACCGAAGGCGGAGACCGAAAAAGCGGCCAAGGAACGCGACGAAAAAAGCAGCUGGACGCUGGUCAAUCCCAUGGGAGUGAAACUCUGCUGGCAGCACGCUGGCGGCGUCGUCGCGCGGCACUGGAAGGACGAGCUCCUGGAGUCUCCGUCGCCGCCUCUGUUCGCCUUGGGGAGAGACGCGGUCGCGGCGCGCCCACCGCCCCGUGCGCGGUCGUCGCUGGGUCGUCGCAGUUUGCCGCACACGUUGUCGGGCGGUGCGGGGUCUUCCGGCCUUCUCUCCUCGUCUUCGGCGUCUUUCUCGCUGACGCGCAGUUCAACGUUUUCCUCUUCUCCGCCCCUUCCGCCGUCUCGCCAACCGGCGAUUCCGCGCGGCGUCGUCGCGGCGGCCGCCAAGCGCUUCCAGUCGUUCACGUCUGGCGCGACCUCCUCCAGCUCCUCUUUCUCCGCCAUGUCUCCUUCGUCUCCUCUGGCGCGCGCGCGCACGUCGCCGCGUGAGAAGGCGCCCGCCGAGAAACCCGAAACGAAGCGCGCGACGGAUCCAGCCUCCAUCGCAGCGCCGCGCGCGGAAUCGCCGGCGGCCUGUGGACUUCCUCCAGCGCAGAGCGAGGCGAAAGCGCGCGGGACUCCCGCCGGGGGGGCUGCGAGGCACCGCGGACAAGAAGAAGAGCCUGAGACACCCGAGGAUCGCAGCGGCCGGUCGCAGGCCCCCACGACGCGCAUCCGCACGCUGCUUUCUGAUGACUGCCUGGAGGCCAACCAAAUGCACAGACAGGAUCUCCAGUCGGAAGGCGACGGACUCCUGGGCAAGGAGGUGCUCAGCAGAAACUUGGAGGAAGCAGAUAAGGAACACGACUUUUCUGGCCGAAACGCCGAGACCCGACAGGCGCGGACGCUGCGCGCGAGCAGCGGUAGCAGCGUCGCCAGCGGCGCCGCCUCCUCCGCAGAGGGCAGCCCCGCGCCCGCCGCCGAAAAAGGGCCCUCCAAGGUUCAGUUGCUGAGACAGAAAAUCGAGUUGCAGACAGCGGAGCGCCACGCGGCGAUCGCGAAACAAAAAAGCGCGAGUCGAACGACUGCGGGCGCGCGCCAGAGUGAGGUCCUGUUCGACCCCUUGGAGUGGCUGGAGAGCUAG